Messenger RNA from Laetiporus sulphureus 93-53, 683 nucleotides. RefSeq lists its product as uncharacterized. Lineage: Eukaryota; Fungi; Basidiomycota; Agaricomycetes; Polyporales; Laetiporaceae. Bases 78 to 491 code for a protein of 137 amino acids. The record is from RefSeq and is a predicted model, not a curated record. The transcript has 3 exons.
GCUGGUUUGAAGUUGAGGCAGGACUGAGCCGGUGGCUGAUCUCCGUUUGUACACCUCCCUCCGGCAAGCAAUCAUCCAUGUUCACAUCGAAGAUCGAAGACGCAGCAUAUGGCCUCCCUGCGGAUACGGUGGACAUAUGCAAAAAGGACGCCAGAAGAGAUGGUGUCUUCGCAGGCUUUACUGCGGCUCUCAUCAGCGGUGAGUACCUAUCCGUUGAUGGCACCUACGCUACAACAUCAAAUGGCCAUGGGGGACUUUCCUUUCACGCGCGUUAUGCACCCGCAGUUGUCAUCGGGACCAAGCUCUUCCGAUUCAAUAGAAAUACGACGAUCGCCUGUGGGGCUCUGACCGGCGUACUUUCCGGCUGGCAAUUCACCCAAGGUUUCACGCUAUCUAAUAUCGCCCUUGCGCGUGCAAAACAGCAGGCGCGCCGAGAGGCGGAGUCUGGCGACGCGGAAUCGGUGCCUUCCUCGACCGUUUCAAAUGACUAGCCCGAUUCUGCGUUCUCCAGGGAGCUGUGCAUAUAGUGGGGCCGGACGCGCCCAGCAUAUACAUGCGUCUUCUAAUUGUGCCACCUAUGAGAGAUUCACAGACUAUGCGAUGCAGGCACGCCCGUCCCAGCAACGCAAUGUGUUAUCCUGGAUCGUAAUAAUACGUCUCUUUGGUAGGCAAAUACGCUUAAU